AUGCCUGAUCCCUCCUUCCAAUCUAAGGGUUCUGCUUCACGCUUUGUCGAUGGCUAUUUCCCUCCUCUACCACCGCCUCAGAUGGCUGUCGACAAUGAAACCAUCGUCCAGCUGAUCCGACAACUCGAAGCGGACAGGGCUGCUUACCUCGCUACAUUUGAAAAGAUCAAUGAGACCCUCUCUCAGGCUCUCGCUUCUUCUCAGCCGAGUUUUCCUGAAAUCCGACCCGGCAUUGUAAAUCGCCCAACAGUUUCCUCAACCGGGUCUUUGAUAGCAACGGCCGUUGAUCAGACGCCAGCUUCCCCGAAACUUGCAGCAAGUACCUCCAGUCGUCGAACUAACCCCAGUAGCCGGCUUUUGGACAAAGACGGCCAGCAAAAGGACUCCAUUUGGACCGCCGAAGACAGUUCUGACAGCGACGACGAUGAGUCGUAUUUUGCACAAGAAACCCUCCCCUCGAGGGAGUUUACCGAGGAUGACUUGAUUGAGCACCUGAUGACCCACGAUUGGGACAAGUACAGCAAGUUUAUCCUACAGGACCUCCUCCGAAAUCUCGAUCUGCUUGGAAAUGGAAUCUUUCACAAAGACAGGCAUAUGCAUCAGCUGGAUGCCAACCACGAGCAUGCAGAUAUCUAUCAUGUGGGAAUAGAUGGCGCCCCACUUCGAUACAGCCGGGGUGACUCGGACGAUGGACCGCUUGCAACCUGGGACGCUUUGAGGUCCAUCAAUGUGGACGAGGCACGAAAGCAAGCCGUCGGCCGCAUCAUCACCAUGAGAGAACCGCCAUCGAGCUUAUUAGCCGCUCUCCAUCUCACGAUGAAGGAGCAUUUUGAUAUGGACUCAAUCUAUCGCUUGCUAAUCAACGACGACACCCCGACAAAAAUGAUCACGAAAGGUUAUUUGAAGAAGGACCACCGCCGACAACGGUCCGUUGUGUUUGUGUUUAAAUAUCACACAGUAGUUGGGGAUGGUCGCAAACCCUUACCGUGGCAAAGUCAUGACGACGCGUUGUCAGAACCAAAGGAGGGUCAUAUACCUCUCGCAACGUGCUCUGCUGUGGUGGCCUUAUCCUUAAGUGGACGCCCGAGUCAUACCCUGCGACGAAAUUCUCGGAAAACAAAAUCGAUCGUCGGCCAUAUAUACGAUCCCUUUGCCCCAUGGCAUGUCCUCUCAAUCCAAGCUUUUCCAGACUGGAACUCUAGCGUUGACGCUCACAACACCUCUCACCACUAUGUGAAUGGCCCCGACGCCUUCCUUGCGACCGUCCUGGCAGAAUAUCGAGAUGCCAUCAAGAGGUUCAAAGAAGUGCAUAGGCAGAUCGUCCAAUUAGCCACGCCACCAAAUAAAUCAAUAUUCGAUAGUGCCUUGAGAGACGAGUUGUUAUUCGAAAAUGAUAAAUUUUCGUAUUCUCGACGAUACUUUUGGGCAUCUCAAGCGUUGGGUGUGCUUGUAAACGAGAUCAAGGCAAUGGUCCUGGCGUACACAGAAACCUUCAACGACGAUUUUUGGAGCGGUGAGCACAAAACCCUUUUCCCUGGGACCAAAGAUCAGUCUUCCCGCUAUAGCAACUGGCGCAAGAAAUUGCAACAUACCCGUAAGCUUUUCGAGAAGGAAAUUGCGCAGCUGCAUGAGGUGCUGCACAUGUUUCAACACCAACAGAAGGAAAUCAAAGGCCUUCGAGAAUGGCUCUUCAGCGGAACAUCCGUCCUGGAAAGUCGGGAAGCAGUUAACCAAGCGAAGAUAACCGUAGAGCAGGGUUACAACAUCCGACUUCUGACCUUUGUGACCAUGUUUUUCCUGCCUCUCACGUUUGUAACGUCGAUUUUUGGCAUGACGAACAUGCCACCAGAAGACUCCUUCCUCCCGUUCGCAUUGACUUCGGUGGGGAUUUGUGUCCCGACGUACUUUAUCAUCCUGGUCGUCAACAACGUGGACCAACUCAAACGAUGGAUCACCAAUACGGAAUUGUUCUUCACCAAGAUCAUAUCGUGCGCCGUGCCGGAUAAAGCAGAGAAGAUGAAGAAGAACCUCCACCGACAACGAGAAAGGCAAGCCUUGCAACAUGGCCACUCGCAACGACGGCCAAUGAUCCGCAAAGCCGCCACACACGCCAGCCUCGAGCCACGACUGACCUCCGAGCUGACCUUGGAGCCCAUCCGCCACGCCACACACAGCAUCCUGGGAGCGACAACGCGCCGCGUGUCUCAGAGCCUGAGUCACCACCUACCCGGGAGUGGAUAUGGGCAUCGGUCCCAUGGUGUGCCAUCCACGCCCCUCCACCUGCCCACUCUGCCGAGUUACUCGGAGGAGAAAGCCGCCAACGACGUCAACGACGACACCACUAGCCCACUACCCCGACAGGAGCGAGCCAACACCGCCGUUACAUUCGAAGAACCUAUCUACAGCCCAAGCAUGCUACGCACCCUGGACAUGGAAGGCACAGUUUUCAGGGAUAUGGAGAAGACGUCCACCCUCUCCCCGAUCUCCAGGGGCACAACGCUCGUGUCACAUCCGUCGCAUGGAAAUUCAGUUGGUCGUGGUGGUGGUGUGACCGGAUCAACCUCGUCGGCUACAAUGGUCGACGACCUGCCCACCCCGCCGUCGCCCAUGCAGAGUGCGCUGCAGCAGCGCAGCCUGACUGUUCCCGUGAACCAAUCGAUAUUCCGCCGCUGGAGCGCCAGGUUAUCGCCCAUGCAGAACUCCCCGCGCACGCCGGACUCCGGGCAGAUGAGUCCUACGGAGACGGUCUAA
Molecule: messenger RNA, 2751 nt
Organism: Exophiala aquamarina CBS 119918
Lineage: Eukaryota; Fungi; Ascomycota; Eurotiomycetes; Chaetothyriales; Herpotrichiellaceae
Exons: 1
Coding region: 1-2751 (916 amino acids)
Biological process (GO): transmembrane transport; metal ion transport
Cellular component (GO): membrane
Molecular function (GO): metal ion transmembrane transporter activity
Source: RefSeq, a predicted model, not a curated record